GGAGGAGGCCGAGGCUAAACGUAGGGCUGAGGAGGAGGCCGAGGCUAAACGUAGGGCUGAGGAGGAGGCUGAAGCUAAGUGUAAGGCUGAGGAGGAGGCCGAGGCUAAGCGUAAGGCUGCGGAGGAGGCCGAGGCUAAGCGUAGGGCUGAGGAAGAGUCCGAGGCUAAACGUAGGGCUGAGAAGGAGGCCGAGGCCAAACGUAGGGCUGAGGAGGAGGCUGAGGCUAAGCGUAAGGCUCAGGAAGAGGCUGAGGCUAGGCGUAAGGUUGAGGAGGAGGCUGAGGCUAAACGUAGGACUGAGGANGGCUGAGGAGGAGGCCGAGGCUAAGCGUAAGGCUGCGGAGGAGGCCGAGGCUAAACGUAGGGCUGAGGAGGAGGCCGAGGCUAAACGUAGGGCUGAGGAGGAGGCCGAGGCUAAACGUAGGGCUGAGGAGGAGGCUGAGGCUAAGUGUAAGGCUGAGGAAGAGGCUGAGGCUAGGCGUAGGGUUGAGGAGGAGGCUGAGGCUGAACGUAGGGCUGAGGAGGAGGCCGAGGCUAAGCGUAAGGCUGCGGAGGAGGCCGAGGCUAAAUGUAGGGCUGAGGAGGAGGCCGAGGCCAAACGUAAGGCUCAGGAGGAGGCUGAGGCUAAACGUAGGGCUAAGGAGGAGGCCGAGGCUAAAUGCAGGGCUGAAGAAGCUGAGGCUGGUCGAAAAGCCGAAGAGCUUGCUUCCAGGGUUCUUGAGUGUAGAAGAGCGAAGGAAUCUUCCAGUGCUGCGUUGAAUAGUUUUACCGAUCUCCUUAUAUC
Molecule: messenger RNA, 784 nt
Organism: Trypanosoma grayi
Lineage: Eukaryota; Euglenozoa; Kinetoplastea; Trypanosomatida; Trypanosomatidae
Exons: 1
Source: RefSeq, a predicted model, not a curated record